AUGCUACCCGCCCAGAACCAAGAACCUCAGAACACUCAAAACACAAUGGCCACCGCAACAUUCCAAACCGUUCCGGCCAACGCCAGCAUUCCGCCAUCAGCACUUACCCACCGACGACGGGUAUCGAAUAUUGAAUCUCGUCCUAGGAAGCGCCAAUAUACACAAGAAUUCCAGCCAUACCCGACAGUGGCACCCGGCCUAAUUUCCAGGCAUAGAAAACAUCGUUCCCAACCUGUAAACUUUCUAGACGACCCAACUCUCUUGAUGAGCCCCAAUGGCUUAUCGUACACGACCGCUGCUGCAAGUUCUGCCAUGAUGGGUAGAAAGUUUGGAAACUUCUUGCAAGAGAAUAGAAUACCGGAGGGAAAUGUAACACAAAACCUAGGUGCUAGACAACGGUCAAUGUCUGAGGUAAACUUACAAGGAUUCUUGCAGGACGUAACUGGUGGCAUCACGAAUACCCAAGAUCUUUCCAGCCAUCAAUUGAAUCAGACCGUAACCCCUAGAUCAUUGAGCGGGAUGAACUUCAUGCCUAUCACUCCAGGAAGCCCAUUCGUCGGGAUCCUGCCCCAACAGACACCUACCUUCUCCCAACAGGUCCCCCAGCAAGCUCUUAGCAAUCAAUUCGUCCUUUCUCCGGGUUCUACAGUGAAACCAGCAAAGAGGCCGUUCCCGCCUCUCUCCACUAACAUUAGAUCUAUACCUCCUCCACCCGAUCUAGUGGAGAAGAUCAAAAGUCAUAUGAGAAGGCAUUCGGUGGAUACUACCCCCGUUGUGAGAAAUAUGGAUUCGUACUUUGUAAACAUGGGUUCUACUUCGAGCUUGCCCUCGCCGCCAAACUCAGCACCAUUGGUUACAGCAAAUGCAUUUGAUAUGGCACCAAUGCCAAGUCGUGCAACCACAUCGAUUUCACACAUUGCUGUUCCAGAGGAAGGGAGUUUUGACGACGAACUUGAAGAUGAUGAAAGUUACUUCUCACCAUCAGGCUCAAGCGCUGGACAUAGCCCCGAGUGCCCAUCGAGCCCCCAGAUGCACUCUAUUGAUGGUGUUCUUUCGUCCGAGAAAUUGCACCAGGCUUUGCAAUCAGUAGCAUCUAGACAAACCGGCGAAUCAGCCGACCCCGCUCAGUUGAAGGAAUACCUCGACGAUCAAGAUGAUGAAACUCGGGUCCCGGGUGGCUUUGUCCGAGCAUCUGGAAUUUCUAACGAUGAGAUCUCGGCUUACAUCUCGGGACCGGAGCCUGCCGAUAAUAAAUGGGUCUGCCUGUACCCUGAAUGCCAAAAGCGCUUUGGCCGUAAAGAAAAUAUCAAAUCGCAUGUUCAAACCCAUCUAGGAGACCGACAGUUCAGAUGCGAGGUCUGCAAAAAGUGCUUUGUCAGGCAACAUGACUUGAAGCGACAUGCAAAGAUCCACACUGGCAUCAAGCCCUAUCCCUGCAAGUGCGGCAACAGCUUCGCCCGACAUGACGCACUGACCAGGCACAGACAACGUGGCAUGUGCAUCGGUGCUUUCGAGGGAAUCGUUAAAAAGGUGGUUAAGAGAGGGCGGCCAAAGAAAAUUCGUGCUGAAGGGGAACCUGAAACCCCAAAGAAGAGAAGAAGAAAUAAGAAACGUCCCUCAGAAGGCGGGAUGUCUUCAGAGUCAGGCGCAUCGAUAUCAUCAGGGUCGGAUAUCGGUGCAUCAUCGCCAUCGGCGUGCGACGACAUCGACACAUGGGAAACACCAACAUCUCCAGUAUUAAGACUACUAGAAACAGUUCCGGAGAUAGCACCAAACCAACCUCCAGCCACAGGAAAACGGAAACGUGAAGCCUCAUCCGACCCCGAGAAUGAAGAUGACCACAAGCGAGGAAGGCUCGAUAGCGUUUCCAUUAAUUCUUUUACAGAAUUUGGACCCGUGGAUUUUGGACUUCCAGCCGCGUCUCCACUAUACUCGGCUCCAUCGACGCCGGAAGACAUGUUGGGCGAAGUUUCUCCGACAACAACAACGGCUCCAAAACAAGAUGGUGCUCUCAGGUUCUGUGAUCCGCUACUAAACUCAUUCGACGAAGGCACCAGUUUUACACCUGAGGGGUCACCAGACCUCCAAGUUCUCCACAGGAAAUACGCAAGCGCUUUCAAUACCCCAGAAUGGGAAGGACUUUCUGCCCCAGCAAUUGCAGCUGACGAAGUCGAUCUCCGAGAAAUACUUGGCUUGCCAGAUCUUGAAACUUCAUCUGCCGCAGCGACAGCAUCAACCGAUACCUUUCCGUUUCUCGGCAACGGCAAAGAAAUUCAUAACGAUAUCUCACUCUCAAACUUAAAUACCCUCAACGGUAACUUCGACCUUGGACUUUCCGGCGAAGAGUUUGAUUUCAUUAAGCCAGAAUUACUACAGGAAAGCGAUGUAUUGGAUAUGCAGCUCUGGCAAAACCUCCAGGGCGAAUAUUGA
Orbilia oligospora ATCC 24927 is the source of this 2430-nucleotide messenger RNA. RefSeq lists its product as uncharacterized. Bases 1 to 2430 code for a protein of 809 amino acids. The record is from RefSeq and is a predicted model, not a curated record. Gene Ontology annotation, molecular function: RNA polymerase II cis-regulatory region sequence-specific DNA binding; DNA-binding transcription factor activity, RNA polymerase II-specific. Lineage: Eukaryota; Fungi; Ascomycota; Orbiliomycetes; Orbiliales; Orbiliaceae. Gene Ontology annotation, biological process: regulation of DNA-templated transcription. The transcript has 2 exons.